This is a messenger RNA of Lemur catta (Ring-tailed lemur), 1346 nucleotides long. It is a transcript of the gene TMEM139, whose product is annotated as transmembrane protein 139. Bases 203 to 829 code for a protein of 208 amino acids. The record is from RefSeq and is a predicted model, not a curated record. The transcript is spliced from 4 exons. Lineage: Eukaryota; Metazoa; Chordata; Mammalia; Primates; Lemuridae.
AGGACAGCCUUCUAAUAAAAGCAUGACUCUACUCAGUGGGCACCUACUAUGUGUCAGGAACCAUGUUAGUUUCCAAGAUUCAGAGAUGACUGAAACCGAUCACUCACCUUGAGAAGCUCAUACUGGAAGGAAACAGCUGGAGCAUGGGCUGACUGUGGAGAAAAGGGGAAGACCAGGUCAGACAGGGAGCCUGGGGAGGGCCAUGGUGCCAAGCCAGUUGUGGGGGAGACUGGAGAAGCCACUUAUCUUCCUGUGCUGCGCCUCCCUCCUCCUGGGGCUGGCUUUGCUGGGCACACGGCCGGACUUCGCCCCUGUUGCUUAUUUCUUUCUCGCCUUGGGUGGCUUCUUCUUGUUUGCCUGCCUCCUAGCCUGUUCUCUGGAAUGGGGGCUCCGGCUCCGGCUCCAAACAAUGCAGUCCGAGAGCCCAGGGGCCUCAGGCAAUGCACGGGACAAUGCAGCCUUUGAGGUGCCAGCCUAUGAAGAGGCCGUGGUAGUGUUGGAGUCACAGUACCGCCACCAAGAGAUGGACCACCCACCCCCCUACAGCAGUAUUGUGAUCCCCCCAGGACUUGAGGAGGGACAGGAGGGGCACAGAGAAAGACUGGAAAGGCGAGUGGGCUCAGAGGGAUCUAUAGCCCAGGAAGGAAGCCCUGGAAGAAUUCCAAUCAGGCUUCAGGGACCACGGGCCGUGUCCACUGCUCCUGAUCUUCGAAGCUUGGCAGCUGUCCCCAAAUUGGAGCCUCUUACUCCACCCCCUGCCUAUGAUAUCUGCUUCGGUCACCCUGAUGAUGACUCUGUUUUCCGUGAAGCCGACCGGUCACCCCCCUAAACAGCUCUCCCAGGAUUUAUUUUCUCCCCAUACCAGACCCACGCAUUCAUUUGACCAUUUCCCAGUGCCUUCUAUGCGUCAGGGGCUGUGUUUCUGCCUGAACAUCAUAAAUGGGUACUUGGACCCAGAGGGGAGUUCGGCUACGGUAAGCCCUUCCCAGUUGAGAUAUGGGUGGUGUAAUUUGAGCCUUCUGGCAACAUUCAGUAACCUACCCCAUAUCCAGUAUUUCCAGAGUUAGAUUGAGGUGAGGUGAGGAGGUGAUCCAGAGAAGCUGGAGAAGGAAGAAAAGAAGUAGCAUCUGAGUGACAGCUAUGUUGCUUCUGAUCCAGGUGCUUUGCCUCUAUUCCCUUUUGCUUCCAGGCCUUGUGGGCUAUUAUUAUCCUCAUUGAAAAAUGAGGAUUCCAAGGGUCAGAGGAAUUUGUUAACUUGUACAAGGGCACACUGCAUAAAAAUAACUUGAAUGAACUCCUGAUUCCAAAGCCUAUUGUGUUUUCAAUACAAGGUAAUGGGAAGCCAA